CGGAGAGGGCGGCCAUGCUGGUGGUGGAGGUGUCGGGCGGGCGCGCGCUGGUGUGGGGCGCGGAGGCGGCGCGGGAGCUGCGGGAGCGUCUGGGGCUGUGCGGGCGGGCGGCGGGGGCCCCGGCCCGGGAGCCGCGGCAGAACGCCCGCCGAGGGCUGCCGCUGCUGCUGCUGCCCGAGGAGGCCCGCCUGCUGGCCGACCUCGGCGCCGCCGCCCUCGUCUCCGCCGCCCGCCCCCGCCCCGGGCCCGCUCCCCCCGGCCAGGCCGUGGCGGCCUACCUGCAGGCGCAAGAGGAGAGUUUCCGGGAGCAGCAGGCGCUGGCCCUGGCGGAGCGGAGGUCCCGGCUGCAGGGCUUGGCCCAGAAGAUCGCCCAAGGCCGGGCCCGGAAGAGACAGAGACGGCAGGAGUCCGUGGACCGAUCGGAACCGGCGGCCGAGAUGAUGGAGGCCGAGGAGGAGGAAGAGGAAGGUGAGGCUGAGGCCGGGCGGCCGGAGGGCGAGCCCUCCGCGGACCACCCGCCGACCCCGCCGCUGCCCCGGACGGCCAUGCUGCUGCAGCUGCCCACGGCCCGGCCCCGGCCCCGGCUCGCCCCGCUGCUGGACUGGCGCGUCCCCUCCCCGGACUGGCCCCACGCCGGCCGUCCCUCCCACGAGCUCCGAUACCGCGUCUAUCGUGACCUGUGGCAGCGGGGCUACUUCCUCACGGCCGGGGGCAAGUUCGGCGGGGACUUCCUGGUCUACCCCGGCGACCCCCUGCGCUUCCACGCUCACUUCGUCGCCCUGUGCUGGCAGCCCGAGGAGCCCCUUCCGCUCCGGGACCUGGUCUCCGCCGGACGAUUGGGCACCAACGUCCGCAAGACGGUGCUCCUGUGCUCGGCCCGCCCCGACGGCUCCGUCUGCUACACCUCGCUGGAGUGGGCCGGGCUGGCCUGAGCCCGCCUGGCCGUCGGGAACGAUGACUCCGGGGCUUUUCUCUCUCUUCCCGGGCCGGGGAAUAAAGGGGCAGGGGGAGGUUUGCCACAGGACCGGACAUUAGGGGCUCUUUCCUCCCCCGCCCCGCUCUAUUCCGGACUCUGUCGACAGUCCCUUUUGGACCCUGCCUGCGGUCCGUGUUGGAGAGGCAGAGAGAGCUCAGGAAAGAAGCAGCGAGGCCCAGUGGAAAGAGCAAGGGCCUGGGAGUCGGAAGA
Ornithorhynchus anatinus (platypus) is the source of this 1186-nucleotide messenger RNA. It is a transcript of the gene TSEN34, whose product is annotated as tRNA splicing endonuclease subunit 34. Lineage: Eukaryota; Metazoa; Chordata; Mammalia; Monotremata; Ornithorhynchidae. Gene Ontology annotation, cellular component: tRNA-intron endonuclease complex. The record is from RefSeq and is a predicted model, not a curated record. The transcript is spliced from 3 exons. Bases 15 to 932 code for a protein of 305 amino acids. Gene Ontology annotation, biological process: tRNA-type intron splice site recognition and cleavage; tRNA splicing, via endonucleolytic cleavage and ligation. Gene Ontology annotation, molecular function: nucleic acid binding; tRNA-intron lyase activity.